Messenger RNA from Eremomyces bilateralis CBS 781.70, 1170 nucleotides. RefSeq lists its product as uncharacterized. The transcript has 2 exons. The record is from RefSeq and is a predicted model, not a curated record. Bases 1 to 1170 code for a protein of 389 amino acids. NCBI's taxonomy places the organism in Eukaryota, Fungi, Ascomycota, Dothideomycetes, Eremomycetales, Eremomycetaceae.
AUGAGGGACACGCUCCGACCGUCGAACCCAGAAGGGAGCAAAUCUAAGAGGUCGCGGAUCCCUCCGAUCCUCACUCCAGAACAACGAGAGGCGGCUAGGAUUUCUGCUCGAGACGCUGGCAUCGCUGCUUCCCAAGCUCGCGCUCUGGGAUCCAUAGAUGGUCGUGCAGCUGCGACUCAAACCAUCGGAUUCAACAGGCCGGCAGGAAGCGCUCCCGGAACCCCUCGAACCCCCAGGACUCCGAUUCAAGAACGGAGGAGGACCGGGGUCAAUGCGCAUCUGGGGGACAAUCGAAGUCGCUACAGCAGUCGCCACGAGCCUAGUCGACACGAGCUCGAGGAUUCGCGCCCCAGUUGGAAUAGCAGUCACCAUGAGCCCAGUCGACACGACUGCGCGGAUUCGCGCUCCAGUCAGAAUAGCAGUCGCCAUGAGCUUAGUCGACACAACAGGAUGGAUUCGCGCCGGCGCCCCAACCCAUUCGCGAAUAGCUCAGCGGCUGUUCGAGGAUUUCUCUCGCGUACCGCGUCCGGUAGUUCCAAUCACUCCGCCCGCUCCGCUGCAUCGGGAGUUAUCAACUCCACCAAGGGUGCAAUCGGCAAGGCGAAGGACUGGAAAGAGAGGCGCAAGGCUAUGGAAGAGGAGAGGCGCCGCGCGAAGCUGAAGGCGAAGAUUGGAAAGCCGACCCCGGUUGAGAAUGUAAAUGACCCAUCUAACUACGUUGUUUACAACCCACCUUACAAGCACCAGGACAAGCCUAUCUCCUAUCCGCUUCCUCCCAUCCAGACAAAUGAGGACAACCCCGUCCACAAGCCUUUGGUAAUUGGAGACAACAGCCGUAUGACAACCAUCGAAGACUUCAUGUUCCUGCCCAGCAUCACAUACGCCCCUCCUCGCACCCCCCAGGUCGAGGAUUCCAUGCCAGUCGCGUUUCCGGAUACAUAUCUUCCCAGUGCUUCCGAAUUUGCGGCCGAGCGGGAACGCCUGGUGGCUCUGCAAAGGGUCCAAGAUUAUCAACAGCUAGCCGAUUCUAGCUGCCACGCGGAGGAGCCUGUUUCACCUUUUACGACUGAGCCAUACGGCCCAUGUGGUUAUACCAGUGGGUACGGAGGCUACCCCGGAGAGGAGGAACAGAACGAGCCUUACGAGCCUCCACGAUCCAAGUGGAUUUGA